AUGUUGCUUAUCCCUAUACCGUUGCUCUCCCAAGGAACAUACAUAGACGAGAAUGCGCUUCAGCCAGCGCAAGUCAAUACAUAUUGGAACUGGGGCGAUGUUCACACAGCAGACUUGCAGCUAUACCAACUGGAUGGUAUUCGAGAACGAAAUCUCACGAGUGAACAAAGAGCAGAAUUCUUUAGGACUGAAUUCAGUAAGCUUGGCCUUGCUGCUUCCAUACAGAAUUAUAGUUUCAGUACCAGUAAAGGAACCGUCUCAGGCAACAAUGUGUAUGCUGUAAUGUCAUCGCCUCGAGCCGCUGGAACAGAAGCGAUGGUGAUCAGUGCAUCAUGGUUAAGCAGGGCAGGGCACGGCGCACUGAAUUUGCGUGGGACAUCUACUGUAUUAUCCCUCGCUGCAUUUUUUAAAGAUUAUUCUUUAUGGGCGAAAGAUAUCAUCUUUAUCAUCAGCGACGACUACCUUCAUGGAAUGCAUGCGUGGCUGAAUGCAUACCACGGCACAAUACCGUCGAAUCUUCAUACAGACCCUCUCGAGCACACUUCGGGGGUCAUUUGGACUGCUUUGAAUAUUGACUAUAGUAGUCAUUCUUUUUCGCACCUUGGUGUCUUCCAUGAGGGUUUGAACGGACGUCUCCCAAAUCAGGACCUCAUCAAUUCUUUCCGACUAAUCUCACAUUAUACAGGCGGCGUUCCAAUGACAGUGUACGAUCACCUGGAGCCGUCAGAUUCUGUUGAUCGAUUGCCGGAACAGAGCGCUUUUCCGUCAUGGGUUCCGCUUUUUAUUCAGCAGAGUCCACAACUUCAGCAAUACGGGUAUCGCAUGCGGAAUGUAGUCCGACACAUCGGCUACCAGGCUCGCGGCAUGUGCAGUGGGGUGCAUGGCCUAAUGCAUCAAUUCCGUAUCGACGCUAUCACCUUGUUUGCCGUUCCAGCAGACGGACCGCAUGGGUUCCAUGCACUAGGAAGAAUUGUCGAGUCCACGCUCAGAACAAUGAAUAACCUUUUAGAGCGUUUACACGCUUCCUUCUUCUUUUAUAUCUUAACCAGCCCUGGGACUUUCAUGAAGAUUGGCAUGUUUCUCCCGAGCGCCAUCCUCGUCAGCGUUGCCAUGUUAUUCAAAGGCCUUGGCGAGUGGGUGACUGCGGGGUGGGUUUGCGAAAUAACUCAGGCCUCUUCGAAAGGCAAUGAGACUGAGAAGCCUAGCCCCACGAAAGGCACAUGGAGAAACAGGCGACGACCCUUGGUGUCUGCGCUUAUCGUUGUGGUGAUAACUCAUGUUUUAGGAGUUCUCGUAUUCAACCUAGUUUGCAGUCGAUGGUUUGCUGAGUAUCCUUCGUUUCUUGCGCCAGCUAUUUUUGCCGUUGUGUCUGUGAUACCUCCAAUGCUCCUCCCACUACUUUCAGCAAACGGUCCGGAAGCAGCUCCAACUUCAAUGCUCCUGAAAGCGUCGAAUUUAUGCCUAGCAUCGACAGUGAUAUCUAUCAUGUCCCUACUAAACUUUUCCCUCGCCGCCAUGCUUGCUAUAACCAUGGGUGUCCCUCUGGCGACGUCAUAUACAUCCUCGAGCACGGUGACCUCCCGUUUGCGAUAUGCUGGCUACUGUAUGCUAGGAUGGGGCUGGUUAGUAUUGGUACCUGGAGAGGUUGAAAGCGCGAUCUGGAAUUGGGAGGUGCUAGGUGUAUGGUUCGCGCCGUUCAUAUGUAUCGUGUACGCCCCCCUCGUCAUGCAAGCUGCUAUUGUAUGUCUACAGGGGUUAUAG
This is a messenger RNA of Suillus subaureus, 1761 nucleotides long. RefSeq names its product Gaa1-like GPI transamidase component. The coding region runs from base 1 to 1761 and encodes 586 amino acids. Lineage: Eukaryota; Fungi; Basidiomycota; Agaricomycetes; Boletales; Suillaceae. The record is from RefSeq and is a predicted model, not a curated record. Gene Ontology annotation, cellular component: membrane; GPI-anchor transamidase complex. The transcript is spliced from 10 exons. Gene Ontology annotation, biological process: attachment of GPI anchor to protein.